AUGACAAGAAAUCGCCUGUCCCUGUCGCUUCCAGUGCUCCUGGUCCUGGUGGCCAUUGCCCAGGAAGCCAGAGCAUUUUCUCAGAACUCUGAAAUGAUCAGACAACGAACAAGAAGAACACAACUGUCACAACCACAUCAUAACAGCAAUGGACUCAAGACAUGCAUGGAUGCCAGUACCACUCCCUUUUGGGCGACAGUAGAACACACGGCUGUUCCCUCUUUUACCAAGACUGCCACUCAUCAGGAGCAUGACGCUGUCGAAGAACGCAUCAACAGUGACAGCACCACCAAACGCCACAUUGAGGUCAUUGUGGCGGCCAGUGAAGCGACGCACCACCACAAGGCUGUGGUAUCCGCUACGGCACAACAGUGGCAACGACGACGAAAAUCAAAGCGCAAUAGCAAGAAAUCCAACCACAACAAGAGCCGUCUCAAUCCUGCCAUGGGAGAUCCCGCCUUUCUCCGCAAACGCACCGAAAAGUUACUGGCAUUGGAUACCACCACUACUUUUGGUGGUGACAGCCAGAGCCACAACCGCAAUACCAUUAGCAGUCGCGGCAUGAAGGUCAAUCGCAACACGUUUCAUUUCCUCAUUGAUGCAUGGGCAUUCUCAGGAGAACUCGAUGCCACAACACAAGCCAUGGCCCUCCUGAAAAAGAUGGAACAACUCUCUUUUACAGGAGGAGGUAUGGCCAGUGUCAUUCCCGAUGUCCGAUCUUACACCAAAGUCAUGAACGCCAUGGCACGGUCGGCGACUCCUCGGGCCGGUGAAAUGGCACAUGAAAUCUUGGACAAGAUGAACUAUCUGUAUCAGUCGGGAGAAAACGUGGCCGUUCAUCCCAACACGUUCACGUACACGGCCGUCGUCGAAGCGUAUGCCAACAGUGGAGACGCUCACAACGCCGAACGCAUUUGCGAACGCAUGGUCGAAUUGUAUUUGCUUGAUGACGACCAAGAUGUCCGACCCACUUCUCGCGCUUUCAAUGCCGUCAUUAAUGCGUACGCCAAACGCGGCGAUGCCGAACGAGCCGACGAUGUCUUUCGACGCAUGGAAUCCGUCUAUCUCACUACUGGACUAGAACAAGUCAAGCCCAAUGCGUACAAUUACAACAGUCUCAUCUCGGCGUGGGCCAACUGUGGACAAGAGGGAGCCGCGCAACGAGCCGAACAAGUCUUGGAGCGAAUGGAAGCGGCGUACAAGGGUGGUGACGAUGAUGAUGAUAGUAACUUGAAAAUGACAAUGAAACCAACCACGGUCACUUACAAUGCCGUCAUUGAUGCCUACAGCAAGGUACGCACGCAUCAAGAUCCACAGCAUCAACAGCAACACCAUCAGCAGGACGAGUAUCAGUGGGACGAUGACAUGCCGCAGCAACAGUACAGUGCCGAGCAAGUGGGAGAAAAGGCAGAGAAUAUUCUUCGGCACAUGGAAGCCUUGUACAAUUCGGGCGAAAACGUAGAUGCCAAACCCAAUGUUCGUUCCUACAAUACCGUCAUCAAUGUGUGGGCCAAGUCACAGUCGGAUAUUGGAGCCAAGAGAGCCGAAGAAAUUCUGGAUCUCAUGGAGAGAAUGUUCAAAGGAGGAGAUAGCAGUGUGGCGCCCGAUGUGCACAGCUUCUCUACCGUUAUCAAUGCCUGGGCACGAAGUCAAAAGGAGCACAAAGCGGAUCGCGCCCUGAACUUGCUCAAAGAAAUGAAACAACUCUACAGACAAGGAAACGAAAACCUGAAACCCAACGUGGUCGUCGCCAAUGCGGUCAUGAAUGCAUGCGCCUACACAAUGGGAGAGGUUCCGGAACGAAACCGAGCCCUAGAGAUUGCCCACAAAGUGUUGAAAGACCUAGAGUUGGGCGAAUACGGCAAUCCAGAUCAAGUAACCUACGGAACCUUUCUCAAAGUGUGUGCCAACCAAAUGCCGGAAUGCAGUACGCGGGAUCAGAUUGUCGACAUGGUUUUCCAAAAAUGCAGCCGAGAUGGGCAAGUCGGCGACCUGGUACUGCAACAACUCAAGACCAUUGUCACACCACAAAAGUAUUUUUCCCUCGUAGGGAUUGACAUGUACGAUGAACAUCAAAUGGAGGACCUACCUCGUGAGUGGUGGUGCAACGUGGUAGAAGGCAAGUGGAGGCGUCGUCGAAACUUUGAAGGUCCUCAGCUGUAG
This is a messenger RNA of Seminavis robusta, 2163 nucleotides long. Lineage: Eukaryota; Bacillariophyta; Bacillariophyceae; Naviculales; Naviculaceae. The record is from the annotation of a GenBank genome assembly.